AUGACUUUCCUGGAAUGGAUGCUUGAUUCAUACAAAAGAAUACGGAAAAGAAGUUCUGUCCAUGCCUAUAAAAGAAUUCUGUUUCAAGUAUACCGGAAGUCAGUGGGCAUAGACUUUGACAAGAAUGGAAAUGAUGAAGUCAACAACUUUAUCAACGGCUAUUUAACUAUACGCUACAAUUUGGAUACAUCCGUCAACGAAAAACCUGUUAUGGAUGUAGACGAUGUCUACCUUGUGCAGCAUCACAAUUGGGUGCAUGACACAUCCAUUUUCACCGACGAACGCCAAAGGAUACAAUUGGCAUGUCUCAUAAUCUUACAAGCAUACACAGCAACGCGACCAAGAGCUUUUUCUUACAAGAAACUGAGCAAGACAGCCAUCGACGAUCACUAUUUCGGUCGUGAACAGGAAGAUAGUAUGAAUGAAGCAGAGGAGUGGGACCCAACUGAGGAUGACUUUAAAACAAUAUGCUACAGGGAUGUGGUAUUAGUCCUCUUAAAAAACCCAGAUGGAGGUAGAGAUCUCCCAGUCUUAGAAGUCACGCUCAGAUAUACAAAGGGGUGGGAGCGAAGAGAAAAUCCGAAAACUUUUAUCCUUUAUGAGGUUGAUGAUCUAUUAUUUGAUGCCGUGCUUCAUAUGCUCGCGCUCGCCCUCUUAGACCAAGCAUUUAAAUCAAAAGUCCGAACAGUUCAUAACUUUUACAAGAUUAGGGUUCUAUCUCCACGGCACUGUCUCGAAUUUGAAUGGGAAGAUACGAAAAUAGACGUACCAGUCUUCCGACAGGCGCUACCGGAUAACGAUAGGGUGGUCAGGACGUCUGCUGCUCAGGCACUUCACUAUCAUACUUAUCUCUACUACCUUCAGAGACUAGGGCUAGUGACUGGACUUAUGCAAAUCUUGAACCCAUAUUGUAUUCGCAGAGGUGCUGGUGAAGGUGUUGAAGCGGUUGGGACUCAGGCACAGCUUCAACAGGUAAUGCACCAUAUAAGUGCAGCAACCUACCAAGCCUACAUCAAUCAGCGUAUCUAG
Messenger RNA from [Torrubiella] hemipterigena, 1029 nucleotides. NCBI's taxonomy places the organism in Eukaryota, Fungi, Ascomycota, Sordariomycetes, Hypocreales, Clavicipitaceae. The record is from the annotation of a GenBank genome assembly.